Ostreobium quekettii is the source of this 327-nucleotide messenger RNA. The record is from the annotation of a GenBank genome assembly. Lineage: Eukaryota; Viridiplantae; Chlorophyta; Ulvophyceae; Bryopsidales; Ostreobiaceae.
AUGGCAAGUGCAGGUGCAACCGGCGCCAACAAUGUGGCAGCCAGCACUGGGGCCAGCACGACGGGGGGCUCGGUGCCUGCCACAAAUGGCGGAUGCCCAGAGGGCACCAUGGCUUCAGCCUCUGCCUCAGUUGGAGACGAUGUGUCAACUGCGGAUGCCUGUGUGCCCAUCGAGGAUAUGGAUGAUACCACAACUGAUGGGGCCGCGCCAGACAGUGUGCCGGCAGUGGAGGAUAUUGGCACGGGAGAGUUGGCUGCUGCAGGGGCCGUCUAUGUGUCCCUUGCAGCGAUUGUUGGCAGCGUGGCCCUGGGAAUGGCUGUCCUGUGA